Sciurus carolinensis (gray squirrel) is the source of this 1341-nucleotide messenger RNA. It is a transcript of the gene Rhoc, whose product is annotated as ras homolog family member C. Lineage: Eukaryota; Metazoa; Chordata; Mammalia; Rodentia; Sciuridae. Gene Ontology annotation, biological process: small GTPase-mediated signal transduction. Gene Ontology annotation, cellular component: neuron projection. The coding region runs from base 316 to 897 and encodes 193 amino acids. Gene Ontology annotation, molecular function: GTP binding; GTPase activity. The record is from RefSeq and is a predicted model, not a curated record. The transcript is spliced from 5 exons.
GCGGGGCAGAGGCCGAGUCCUGGGGGUCCCGCCCGCUCCGGUCACCGCCCACUCCUCUGCAGUCCAGGCAGCUCCCGGAGACUCUCCCUCAGCCCGGGGCAAGCGCCCCAGGUCUCCGGCCCGCAGCAGGGGCGACCUGUGGCCUGGGGCCAGGGCCGGAGGCGGGCCGAGCCAAGGGCCGCCCCCGGGCCGACCCUCCCCCUGCCGGGCCCGCCCUCCCCGCCGCGGCGCUGAAGGAGGGCGGGGCCCCUCGGGUCAGUCUCAGCCUCCGGCACCGGCCGCGCAGCUGGAGGCGGCGGAGCGGAAGCCCCAGCCAUGGCUGCAAUCCGAAAGAAGCUGGUGAUUGUGGGGGAUGGUGCCUGCGGAAAGACCUGCCUCCUCAUUGUCUUCAGCAAGGAUCAGUUUCCAGAGGUCUACGUCCCCACUGUCUUUGAGAACUACAUCGCAGAUAUUGAGGUGGAUGGCAAACAGGUGGAGCUGGCUCUCUGGGACACAGCAGGGCAGGAAGACUAUGAUCGCCUUCGGCCUCUCUCCUAUCCAGACACGGAUGUCAUCCUCAUGUGCUUCUCGAUUGACAGCCCCGACAGCCUGGAAAACAUUCCUGAGAAGUGGACCCCGGAGGUGAAGCACUUCUGCCCCAACGUACCCAUCAUCCUAGUGGGGAAUAAGAAGGACCUGAGGCAAGAUGAGCAUACCAGGAGAGAGCUGGCCAAGAUGAAGCAGGAACCCGUUCGAUCUGAGGAAGGCCGGGACAUGGCAAAUCGCAUCAGUGCCUUUGGCUACCUUGAGUGCUCCGCCAAGACCAAGGAGGGAGUGCGUGAGGUUUUUGAGAUGGCCACUCGGGCUGGCCUCCAGGUCCGCAAGAAUAAGCGCCGGAGGGGCUGUCCCAUUCUCUGAGAACCCAAUGGCCUCCUAUUGCCCCCUUCCUUCACAGGGGCUUAGUGAUUACUCACCUGUCCUUGAACUCCACCCUUACGACUCCAUGCUGAAGGGUCCCUUUUUCAGUUCCCCCCUGCCCAGGACUGCAUCAAGUUUCCCUAGUCCCCAAAGUGGUGGUGGUGGUGGUGGUGGUGGGGCUGCCCUCCCUCCCUGUCCUCUGGGAACUGGGCCUGUGCCCUACCCUCCCUGAGCAGAGUCCCUUCUGCUGCCCUGGUCCAGGGGUAGGGCCCUUGGUCCCUUUGGCCCUCCCCAGAGGAUGGUCACACACCAGCACUUUAUAUACUUCUGGCUCAGAGGAGCAUUUCUAGGGUAGGUGAACUAGGGUUUCUCCUUUGGGCAAGGGCCUCGUCUCUGACUGCAUGAAUAAAGGCCACAGGUUCCAACAUGUGUGGCAGCUUCCCA